This is a messenger RNA of Thalassophryne amazonica, 2368 nucleotides long. RefSeq names its product E3 ubiquitin-protein ligase TRIM39-like. Bases 53 to 1933 code for a protein of 626 amino acids. The record is from RefSeq and is a predicted model, not a curated record. The transcript has 15 exons. Gene Ontology annotation, molecular function: zinc ion binding; protein binding. Lineage: Eukaryota; Metazoa; Chordata; Actinopteri; Batrachoidiformes; Batrachoididae.
UCGGCGCUGCCACUUCGGGUCGUUUUCAUCGAGUGACAGAAAUCUGCGCGGCAUGAUGGCAGAGGCAGCAGCGGCUCCGGAGUUGUUCUCAGAGCAGGAACUGACCUGCUCCAUCUGCCUGGAUCUGUUCAGUGAACCAGUUUCGACUCCCUGUGGACACAACUUCUGUCAGGCGUGUAUCGGUGGUUACUGGGCCUCCAGUCCCGUCUGCACCUGCCCGCUCUGUAAGCGGCAGUUCAAUGAACGCCCUCAGCUCAGCGUUAAUAAAGUCUUUGCGUUAAUCGCUAACAAAUACAAACGGACCCAUUACGCCGUUGCGGAGCAGCCGAUGACCGUCGGGAAUGGCUGGACACCAGAGAUGAUGAGCGCUGAUCCAGGCAGCACCGGGAACUUUGUGACAACGGCGGCGGCCGAGGACAUGGUGUGGUGCGACGUGUGCUCUGGGAUGAAACAGCCUGCUGUCAGUUCCUGUCUGACCUGCACCGCCUCAUACUGCACUGAGCACGUGAAACCACAUCACACCAUGCCCUUCUAUGCCAAACACCCACUGAUGGAUCCCCAAGAGGCACUGCAGGGCCGAACCUGCAAAGAACACCACCGUCUGCUGGAGGUCUACUGCCGGACAUGUCAGCGUUGUAUCUGUGCUAUCUGUGUCUUGGAUGAACAUCGUACACAUAAGACCGUCUCCGUCCAGACAGAAAGACUCAGCAAACAGAAACACGUAGCCAGGACAGAGCAGGAGAUCCUGAACCGGAUCAAGGAAACAGAAUUUCAUGUCACAGACCUAAAGAAGAAACUGGAAGGUGUCAAGAAAUACGCAGAUGGGGAGCGUGUUCAGGUGGAAAGUCUCCUGGAUGAAGCGUUCCGUUCCUUGGAAGGAAUCCGCUCCCAGGUUGUUGGUGGGAUUGAAAGCCAACUGGAUGCUGUGAUGACCAAGGGCCAGGGGCUGGUGGAUCAUCUGGAGGCGGAGCUAAGCCAGUUGAUGGACAGGAGGGCAACUUUGGAAGACCAAGCCAUCAGUCAGGAUCAUAUAGGCUUCUUACAGAGCUUUGAGGAGGCCACAGCUCCUCUGGCUGCUGAGAAGCCUUUUGUGGACGAAGACAUGGAGUUUUCCUUCCACUUUCAGCUGGGGGACGUAAAGACUUCUCUGGCUGACAUAAAAGAGAAGAUGGAUGAGAUCAGGAUGGGAGAGACUCAGCCUCAAACUUACCGCAGUCCGGUCUGGCGGUCUGACAGUGUGCGGUCUGACAGUCCCCUCAGCUGGAAAGGAAGCACCCCCAGUUUGAAGAAGGGUCAGUGGACUCUAAAAGAUCUGAAGAAGCACAAAACUGCACAUGGUUCAGAUGGAAAGAAAAACAAACUGAUGUCAGGUAAUAAAGCUCGCACGUACAUGGAGGACAUUACGCUGAACCCGGUGACGGCAUACCCGUUCCUGAUCCUGUCCGAGGACAGGAAGCAGGUGAAGCGGGGUGAGAAGCUCCAGAUCUACAGGAACAGCCAGUCCCGCUUCGAUGUGUGGUCCUGCGUCACCGCCAAGGAGGGCUACACCUCAGGACGCCACUACUGGGAGGUAUUUGUUGGCGAGAAUAAAGACUGGAAAGUGGGCGUGGUCGAGGAGAAGGCUCAGAGGAAGGGCCUGUUUGACAUGAGUCCCUCCAGCGGAUACUACGCCAUCUGGUGGAGCAGCAACCACCUGCGUGCGCUCACAGCCCCGCCCCUCACCAAGGUGAAAACGCCACCAAAGCUGCGACAGGUGGGUGUGUUCCUGGACAUGGAAGAAGGUCACGUGUCAUUUUACAACGCGAAGACUGGCACAGACAUCUACAGCUUCAAAGGAUCCUUCGACAUCUCCAACAAGAUGUUUCCUUUGCUGGGCACCGGGGACAAGGAGGUGCCCCUGGUCCUCAUGACCUCCCAACAUCAUCUGGCCUAAAGCCCACAGCUGAUCCUCAUCAGAAACGUAGACAGUGGGCUUCUGGGAAAGAGCCAAAGGUGGCCGUGUAGGAAGUAUGACUGAGUCCAAUGAGGGGUGGAACCGGGACCUCAGUGUCACCACUGAUGGACCAGAGUCUUGACUGCUAAUUUAUGAGUCCACCAAGAGAAAAAGAAAAUCACCUAUUAUUUGUUUAGGUCAAAGUCAAUUGUAAUUACUUUUUAAAAUAACAAUUUCAUUGAAAAAUGAAAUUUGGUGAUAUGUACAAAAUCGGACUUUGGAAAAAAUUCUUCAUCCUUGUUUUUCACAAAUUAUAAACCAAAUAGUCAUUGUUAUUUACAGAGAGAUUACAUUUAUAUCAUGCGAUCUGCCUUCUGCAGUUGUUUUUUUUUUAUUAUUAUUUUGUGUUCAAUAAAAUAUUUUUAACUUUGUUCA